AAGGGAUGCAAAUCAUGCGAUGAUGGUGACAUAAAAGGAAGUGCCUAGAGAGAGAGAAAAAAAACCACAGUUAUAUGAGUGGGUUGUUUGGUUUGUACGAAGCUAAGUGACACCAAAGUCAUUAGCCAUGUCCUCUUCGGAAGCCGAAGCAGAGACGCAGACACCGCACAACCUGAUCCCGUACCUCCCAGACGACGUGGCUUUGAACUGUCUAGCACGCAUCCCACGCUCCCACCACCCCACGCUCUCCCUCGUUUCCAAACCCAUCCGCACCCUUCUCUCUUCCCCUCUCUUAUUCACCACAAAUGAAGUUGUUAUCUGCCCCCAUUGUGACCCCGCCGCCGCGCGAUGGGAGCGCGUGCCCAGCCCCGCCGAGAUGCGGGAGAAGUGGAUGCACGCCAGCGCCGUCGUCGGCGACACCGUCUACGCCAUGGCGGACCGUGGCGGCAUCGCGUUCCGCCCUCGCAUCGGCGCGUGGGAGAGCGUGGGGGGAGAAUUGGAUCUCGGGUGGCGGGGGAGGGCGUGCGUGGUGGAGGGGGUUUUGUACUGUUACGACUAUCUGGGGAAAAUCAAAGGGUUCGAUGUGGGGCGCGGGGUGUGGGAGGAGCUGAAGGGGUUGGAGAAGGGUUUGCCGAGGUUUCUGUGUGGGGCUACCAUGGCUGAUUUGGGUGGGAAAUUGUGUGUGGUUUGGGAGUGCCAAGGGAGUAGUGGGAAAGAAAUUGAGAUUUGGUGUGCCGAGAUUGGGGUGAAGAAGAAUCCUGAUGGGGAAUUGUUGGGUCAACUUGGUUGGUUCGGGAAGGUUCUUUCUCUUCCCAAAGGCUCCUCCAUUGUUCACUGUUCUUCUGUUGCUGUGUGACCUUCCUCAUCAGUAAAUUGAUGCAGUAAGCAUUCCUUCAUUUACAUUAAAAAAAGUGGCAUGUCAUUUACUGCUCCCAUGUCUGUAUGUGGAUUGUGGAAUUGUGAAUAAAUAAACUGGAGCUGCUGAAAUAGUCGUGCUGCUGCAUGUAAGUUUAACAAGCUUCUCCAUGAUGCGUCCUUGUGUUUGUGAUAUGAAAAUUUGUACAUUGAAUCUGAGUAAGCAAUACUCUCUUGUUACAUAACAUGACAUUCAUUUGUCAGUUAUUCGGAUAAUCGUAAGAAAUGUAUAUUUAUACCUGUUUAUUGAUUCAUUUCUAAAUAAAAUAUUGCCUGUCAUAUUUGUAUCUA
Messenger RNA from Cajanus cajan (pigeon pea), 1206 nucleotides. NCBI's taxonomy places the organism in Eukaryota, Viridiplantae, Streptophyta, Magnoliopsida, Fabales, Fabaceae. The record is from RefSeq and is a predicted model, not a curated record.